AAAUAUUUAUGCAGAAGAAUCUUUAUUAAACGUUAAUAAUGCGGAAAAAACCAUCCGCCACAAAAUAUCAAAUAGACGAAGAUAACGGUACUUCAGAACUUUGCAGUAAUGUACCCGAUGAGUGUGACGCCACUCAUAGUGAUGCUGAUUCAGAUGUUGUGCAGAUAUCUCCUCUUUUUCUUUUGGAUAGUUCAGGACGUACCGUUCUACAAGAUGGUACUCCAGUUGUUGAACCAGAAGUUGUUAAUUCAACAUACAACUCAUUUAAAAGGCAUGGAAGAAGUGAAAAGGGACAUGCAUCCAAAAUAUGCGCUGGAUUUAGUCCAGGCGUUAUGGACUUUGUCAAGUGCACGGCUUGUUGCUGCAAAAUACAACCAUUCUCCAUGCCGUUUAGUGUCCAUCCAUUCUUGAAGGUGAUCCUCUGUAAACGUUGCACUAAGUAUUGCAAAAACCAGAACUUUGCAAAAGAUGACGCAGGGAAGGAUGAUAAUUGUAAAUGGUGUUCAGACGGUGGAGAUCUUGUGUGCUGUGAUACUUGUUCGUUUGCAAUUUGUAAGAAAUGUAUCAAACAGAACUUGGGUAGAACCUACUUGCGUAAUGUCGAAUCUCUGAAUGAAUCGGAUACUUGGAAUUGCUUCGUAUGUGAUCCUACGCCUAUCAAAGCAUUACAAGAUAACUGCUCAGAGAUUGUUGCUAAGGUAGAGGAGUAUGAAACUAUAAGAAAACUUCGGUCGACAAAAGCUCAAGAAACAUGGCGAUCUCGUUCUAAAGUCCAAUGCAGUCAAUCUAAUGAUGUUAAUAUGCCAGAUUUAUCGUCCGAUUACAUUCACCCUAAUAAUUCCAGUGCUACAGAAGGCUUGAUCUCAUCUUCGAAUUUAUUUCAUUAUUCUAAUAAUAAUCUGCUUAAUAAGCACAAUGUAUUCCAGUUAUCUAAUGUAUCGUCAGAUGGUGUAAAUAAUGUUAAUGAAUCACAUCAAUACGAUAAAGUCAACAAUGCUCAACAACUCCCCGUUAUUAAUCAUCAUAAUCCAUUGUCCACUUCAGAAUCAAUCGACCUUCAUAGUAUUUUUAAUCAAAUAUCUAGUGUGAAUGAAUCGAAUGUGAAAACAGCUCUACGAGCUUGUCAAAGAUGUUUAGAUAUAUUUGCUAAAGAUAUACGUCGUUUAGAGAAUAAUUUAAUGCGUAAUCCACCUCAAAUGAGUUUGGAUAAAAUAGCACAAUCAUUUCAAGGCAUUUAUAAAUUUCAUUUAUUCACACGAUUAGGUAAUCUUGUUGCAAGAAUGCAAGAAGAACAAGAUGAGAAUGUCAUUACUAAUACAAUUAAAAGUAAACAACCAACUUCAUCGUAUUCUUUGAGUGUUCUUCCUCAGUUAAAUAAUAUUUCUACUUCCAAGCCGAUAUUGAAUAUUUCAACGGAUGUAACAAUUGAUUUGACAAAAGAAGAUAAUUCCUCUGAUAUUGUGUCUCCUCCACCUGAAGUUUUCAAACUGAAGACAAUAUCAUCCAAUUGUUCUUCUACACCAAUACAUUCGGAACAAUUUGCACCGACAACAUCAGAUGCUCAUGUUAAUAACAAUAAUAAUAACGUCUGUAUUACUAAUAUUACUACUGCUACCGGUACCACUACUACUACUACUACUACUAUUAAUGAUAAUAAUAAUAAUAAUAAUAAUAGUAACAAUAGUAGUAACAAUAAUAACAAUAGUGUUAAACAUAAACUUGACGAGGUAGAAAUGAAGUUGGAAACAGAUAACGGGAAAAGACGCAAAUUGGAUUUUGUUAAAGAGUCAAUUGAUGUGAACCAUCAAGAUGAAUUAUCUCAUGAGCAGUUGUUAUCAGAAGAACAAGAUUUAGAGAGAGAAGUGCAUAAUCUAGAACGUCUUUGUACCAAAUCUAUCAAUCGUAGUUUGAAAGAGCAGUCUAUUGUGGAUGAGAAAAAAUAUGCUGAGUCGAAUUUGAAUCCCUCGGAAACGAAAAAACUUAUUCAGAAUACUGAUAAUAAAAAUAUUAAUCAACGAGUAAAUCGUCGUACUAAAACAUCUAAUAAGAAUUCCAUUGAAUUUGAAGAUGAUGAUUCAUGGUCAAUUGAAGAUAAUUUGAAUUCAUCUCAAAAUAAUGCAGAUGUUACAUUUGAUGGUUCUGAAUCAAAUGAUUUAGCUGAAAAUGAUCCUAUUGUUAGUGAUUUACACAACUCUCGACAAAAUCAACUUGAUAUUAAAACAAAUGAUUAUUUGCAUAAUUUAAAUGCUCGUGAUGAUUUAUUGAAAUCCAGCUCGGAUGAUGAUAAUGAUGAUGAUGAUGAUGAUGAUGAUGAUCGUGUCGUUGAAGAAGUUGUAGACAAUAAGGCAAAAGUAUUAACAAAUAACAAUAAAGAAAAUGAUAGUACAUCCAGUAGUAGUACAAAACUUCAUGUUCAUGUAAGUGAAAACGCUUCAGAUAAUAAUAAUAAUACUACAAGUAAUUCACUUGGAAAUAUACCUUUGUCUAUGAAUUUCGAAAAAACUGCAAGCUCAUCUGAUCCGACAGUUUGUUUAACCCGUCUUACUAAAUCAAUUGUCAACGAAAAUGUCAACAGUUGUGAAAAUAGAUCAGAUCAAACAAGUUCUCUGUUUGAUGUUAACGAAGAAAGUGAAUUGAAAUUCAAUUCAAACAAUAAAGAUUCUGCAAAUCUUACAUCUUCCACUAGUCAUACACAACGAAUACGGCAUUUAUUAUCCAGUUCUGAAUCUGAUGAAAAUAAUAUUGAUGAUAAUACUGUUCAUCUUGAUCAAGAGGAGGAGGAGGAGGCUGAUAAUAUCAAUGAUGAUGAUUGUGAAAGUGAACAAAGCACAUCAAAAUCAUCAAAAUCUGAUUUACCCCAAACAAGAUCUAAAACACGUAAACAGAAUAGGAAACCAGCAGUAAAUCCGAUUAGAAAGUCACAAAGACACUCAUCUGCUAGACUUAUUUCUGGUCUUUCAGAUAAUGAUGACAAUGAAAAUAAUCAUAAAACUGUAAAAGAAAAUAUGAUUGAAGAGAUGAAGAAAAAAUUACAAAAUACUGAUUCAUCAAGUGAUGAAAUAGACACUAGAAAACAAUCUUCACAACAUAAAUCAUCUAAUACAAAACGACGUAAACGUCUACGUAAAGCUAAAUCCGAUGAUAGUGAUAAUAAUAAUAAUAAUCAUAAUAAUAAUAGUAUUGAAGAAGAACAUUUAAAAAAAGACAAUAAUGUAAACAAAUCGACAAUAGAUGAACAAAUAACCGAUGAUACAUUAGAUGCUAAAGGUCGUAAAAAGAUUCGUAGGAUUUACGCUGCUAAUCGAUUAUCAGAAACUACUAAAGCUGCUGAAGCUUGUGAACAAGAACGUCGACGUCGUUUAGCUGAACGGCAAAAGAUGUAUAAUGAUUUCAUUGUUCAAGAUGGUGAAGGAAUCAAUGCAGUUACAACAAAAUUAAUUUUAGAUCCAAGUGAUCCAGUUGUUGAAGUUCAUCCAGAUAUAGUGAAACAUUUAAAACCACAUCAAGUUGAAGCUGUUCGCUUUCUAUGGGAUUGCACUAUUGAAUCUGUGGAGCAUCAAGCAACUCAAAGUGAAUCGUCCUCUUCUACAGGAAGUGGUGCAAUUCUUGCUCAUUGUAUGGGUUUAGGCAAAACACUAUCUGUGAUUACAUUUUUACAUACAUUAUUAAGAUAUCCGGAACAGAUAAAUAUUCGUACAUGUUUAAUUAUAUGUCCAGUCAAUACUUUACUCAAUUGGAAACAUGAAUGGAAUAUAUGGUCGCCUGAAAAUGAACCGGUAGAUGUUUUUGAAUUAGCAUCAAAGAAUAGCAAUAGACUUAAAUUGGAUAUUGUAAAACAUUGGCAUAAAAAUGGUGGUGUCCUUUUAAUUGGUUAUGAUAUGUUUCGUAAUUUUAUUAUUACAUUAAUGAAACGAACACGAAGUAAAGAUGUGAAAACGACAAUCUCUUCAUCUUUAUUAAAUCCUGGUCCAGAUAUUGUUGUUUGUGAUGAAGGACAUUUAAUGAAAAAUUCUAAAUCACAUAUAGCUAAAGCUGUAUCACAAAUUCGUACAAUGAAACGUAUUAUUCUGACUGGUACACCUUUACAAAAUAAUUUAAAUGAAUAUCAUACAAUGGUUGAUUUUGUGAAACCGAAUUUAUUAGGAACUUUAAAAGAAUUUAAUAAUCGUUUUGUGAAUCCAAUCAAAAAUGGACAACAUUCAAAUUCAACACCAAGAGAUGUAAAUAUUAUGAAGAAAAGAGCUCAUAUUUUAUAUAAAACAUUGGAUGGUUGUGUUCAGCGUAAAGAUUAUAGUGUAUUGACGAAAUAUUUACCACCAAGAUAUGAAUAUGUCAUUAUGUGUCGAUUAACUAAAGUACAACAAGAAUUAUAUGCAUAUUUUUUAGAAAAUUAUAGUAAUUUAAAUGCAAACAAUACUGUUUCAUUAAAUAGCACUACUAAUACUACUAAUAAUACUACUAAUAAUCAUAAUCAAGAUGAAACAAAUCAUCGAAAAAAAUUAUUCAUGAUUCAACAAAUUUUAUAUCGUAUCUCUACUCAUCCACAUGCAUUAAGAAUACAUGAAACAAAAGAAGCUCGUAAAAUGCUUCUUAUGGAUGAAGAUAGUUUUAUUGAUGAUUCAGCGAAUUCCUCCGAAGAAUCUUCAACUAGUUCAUCGUCUUCAGAUGACGAUAAUGAUGAACAUGUCAACAAAAAAUCGGAUGAAAUUGAUGUAGAUGCUGAAGCUGAAAAAUCAUCAAAUAUUACUGAUUCACGCAUUAACAAUAAUAAUAAUACUGUUAGAUCACGUCGUCGACAUCGUCCACUGACUCGUCAAGAAUCGAAAAAUCCUACAAUUAUUAUUGAUUCAGAUGACAAUUCAGAUAAUAAUAAUAAUGAUGAUGAUGAUAAUAAUUCUGAAGGUGUAAUUGAUGUUAAUGAAUGUCAAAAACCAUGGUGGUAUAUGUUUUAUAAAGAUGAAUAUGAUUGGCAAAUUAAUGUAGGCGCUAAAAUGGAUGUUUUAUUUAAUAUAUUAAAACGAUGCUCAGAUAUUGGUGAUAAAGUGAUUAUGUUUUCGCAUAGUUUAAUAUCGUUGGAUUUAGUUGAAAGAUUUCUAGCAGAAUUGAAUCGUCAAUGGUCUGUUUAUCAAGAUCAGCUAUCAAACGAGAAAAAUCCUGACAGCAUAGAAUUUUCGCAAAAUCCUGAAAUUUUAAAUCGUCCAGAUUUAUCAACAUAUUUUUCUGAUAUUGGGCAUAAUACAUGGAUACGUGGCUUAGAUUAUGAACGGAUGGAUGGUAGUAUGAAUGUAAAUAUACGCAAAGAUUUACAGACACGUUUUAAUGCUACAAGUAAUACACGUUUACGAUUAUUUAUUAUAUCUACUAAAGCUGGUGGACUGGGUAUUAAUUUAAUCUCUGCAAAUCGUCUUAUACUUCUUGAUGCAUCAUGGAAUCCUAGUCAUGAUAUACAAUCUAUAUUUCGAAGUUAUCGUUUUGGUCAAACUAAACCUGUCUAUAUUUAUCGUCUUAUUGCACAAGGAACUAUUGAAGAGAAAAUUUAUGAUCGACAGGUCACUAAACAAUCUUUAUCACUACGAGUAAUUGAUGAACUACAAAUUGGUCGACAUUUUUCCGAUGCUGAUCUACAAGAAUUAUUUACAUUUGAACCAGAUAUAUGGUAUCCUGAUAAAAUUGAUAAACGUCCUACACCAAUAUUACCAAAAGAUCGUUUAUUAGCUGAUAUGCUUACAGAAUAUCCACAAUUAAUUGUGAAUUAUCAUAAUCAUGAUUCAUUAUUAGAGCAUAGAGAAGAUGAAGGUCUCACUGAAUCAGAACGUCAAGAAGCAUGGAGAGAAUUUGAAGAAGAGAAACGUUUAGGUAUAUCAUUAGCACAACAUCAACGUUUAUUAUUACAACAAGAAUGGUUAGUUCAACAUCAACAAUUAAUGCAACAACAACACCAGCAACAACAACAACACCAGCAGCAACAAUUUCAACAACUACAAUAUCUUCAACAUCAUCAACAACGUUAUAUUCUACCAUCAAAUUUUCAUUAUCCAUUAUUGUCAUCUUCUAAUAGGGAACAAACAACCAUUGUUAUUAGUGAUGAUAAUAAUAAUAGUAGUAGUAAUACAACUACUACUACUAAUUAUACUACUAAUACUACUAAUACUAUGCAUAUGUUACCGAUAUCGACUUAUGCUAGCAGUAUUCCUGUCACUACUACUACUACUACUACUAAAUCAAAUGUUAUCAAUAUUGACAAUGGUAAUAAUGAUGAUGUACAAGUUGUUUUACCACAAGCAACUAAUAGUACUACUACUAAUAAUAAUAAUAAUACUAUUGGAAAUCCAUUAGUUACUGCUUAUCCAUCAUCACGAACUCAUCAAGCACGUGUUGUGAUACCUCCUGUUACUAAUAUGUUGAGUAAUCCAUAUGGUGCAAUGUAUUCGGAAGUACGUCGUCAUGUGAUGCUGAAAGAUCCUAGUUUAGCUUCAAAUCCUGAAAAAUUAGAUAAAGUUACAAUGAAUCGUUUGUUGAAUGCUUUAACUACUCCAGUUUUAAUUAGUUCAACUGAUGCACGCAAUCAAAAUGCCACAUUCUCUUUACGUAAUAAAACAUCACAAGCUUAUCCUCAUACAAAAAAUUAAUGUAUUUUAUAUAAAUAGAUAUAUAUAUAUAUAUAUACAUAUAUAUGUAUUAUGAUCUU
Molecule: messenger RNA, 6688 nt
Organism: Schistosoma turkestanicum
Lineage: Eukaryota; Metazoa; Platyhelminthes; Trematoda; Strigeidida; Schistosomatidae
Source: the annotation of a GenBank genome assembly